Molecule: messenger RNA, 1209 nt
Organism: Colletotrichum higginsianum IMI 349063
Lineage: Eukaryota; Fungi; Ascomycota; Sordariomycetes; Glomerellales; Glomerellaceae
Product: Gpi-anchored cell wall organization protein
Exons: 3
Coding region: 1-1209 (402 amino acids)
Biological process (GO): fungal-type cell wall organization
Cellular component (GO): fungal-type cell wall; plasma membrane
Source: RefSeq, a predicted model, not a curated record
AUGUACUCCAAGAUCAUCCCCGCCCUCGCGGCCCUUGGUGCCGGUGUUGUGUCCGCCCAGAGCAGCAGCAACAUUUGCUCCUCGGCCACCCUCACCAUCACCGAUGCCGCCAUGGCCACCAACAUCCCUUGCGGCACCAUCAACGGUGCCGUCAAGAUUGCCGAGGACAUCACCGGCAACGUCGACAUCAACGGUCCCAGGACCAUCAAGGGCGACCUGAUCGUUACCAACGUCACUCAGCUCGUUGGCCUCAGCAGCUCCACUCUCGCCUCCGUUGAGGGCACCUUCAAGAUGCAGGGCCUGACUGUCCUCUCUAACCUUCAGUUCACCUCGCUCACCACUGUCGGCUCCAUCGACUGGGUUACUCUGCCUGCCCUCGGCUCCCUCGUCUUCGGUACCGCCGGUGUCACCAAGGUUAACGACAUCCUCAUUAGCGACACCUUCCUCAAGAGCUUGGACGGCCUGAACGUUGCCUCCGUCGACUCCCUCCGUAUCAACAACAACAACCAGCUCGUUUCCUACAGCAACCAGCUGGCCAACGCCACCAAGACCAUUGAGAUCAACUCCAACGGCCCCGACUUGGGUAUCACCCUUCCCAACCUUAUCUGGGCCGGCGAGAUUAUUAUUGCCGAUGCCGCCAAGGUCCAGAUGGACUCCCUCGAGGUUGUCAACGGCUCCAUCAAGUUCGACAAGAACACCUUUACCGAGUUCAUCGCCCCCAACCUGACCGAGACGUCCGAUGGUGAUGUUUCCUUCAUCAACAACGUUGAGCUCACCAACCUGUCGCUGCCCCUUCUCACCAAGACAGGCGGUGGUCUGACCAUCCAGAACAACACCCUGCUCCAGAAGAUCGAUGGCCUUCCCGAGCUCAAGCAGAUUGGCGGCGCCGUCCUCCUCCGUGGCAACUUUACUGAGGUCGCCCUGCCCGCUCUCGAGGACGUCAAGGGUGCCUUCGACACCCAGUCCACCGGCAACAUUGACACCUCUUGCGACAUCUUCAACAAGAUGGACGGCCGCCAGAUCCAGGGUGACUACAAGUGCCGCUCCAACAACACCAAGGCCAACGAGGACGGCGACUCCAACGGCGGCAGCGCCGGCGGCUCCCAGAACGGUAGCGGCAGCGGCUCGGAAGGUGCUGCUGGUAUUGUCUCUGUCAACACCGCCCUUCUCGGCGCCGCCCUUCUUUUCGGGUUCGCCAAGCUGUUGUAA